AUGAGUUCACUACGUCGGUCAUGGCUCUUAGCCAGGGGCUCUUACAAUUGUACCAAUCAAUGGGCUUCAUUUGCUCAUGCCCAUCGAAGGCCAUUUUCAAGCUCGAAGAAACUAGGGCGAAUAUCAGCUCUGAAGGACCUCCUUAAAGUAUCCGAGGAAGUCACCGAUGCACUAGCUACGAAUAAGCCCGUGGUGGCCCUUGAAUCAACUAUCUAUACCCAUGGAGCUCUGGGUAAUGACUUAGACUUGGAGGGUAUUGUUCGACGCAAUGGUGCUAUACCCGCCGUGGUUGGUAUUCUAGGAGGUGUGCCUACGGUUGGCCUCUUACCCCAUGAAAUAACUCGUAUUGUCGAGGGAUCGCCGAAGAAGGUAUCGCGACGGGAUAUUGCCUAUCUGGUUGGUAUGGGUAUCGCAGGCAAUAAGAUUAACGGAGGGACGACCAUUGCUGGUACCAUGAUUCUGGCAAGGCUUGCCGGGAUCCAAGUUUUUGGGACCGGCGGCCUUGGCGGCGUGCACCGCGGAGGGCAUGAAUCGCUUGAUAUCUCUGCUGACCUGACCGAGCUCGGUAGAACGAGAAUGGCGGUUAUUAGCAGUGGCUGUAAGGGAUUCCUGGAUAUUCCUAGGACCCUGGAGUACCUGGAAACUCAGGGAGUGCUUGUGUCAACCUUCUCGGAUGGUCGAAGUGGUGCUGUGGACUUCCCGGCAUUCUGGGCAAGGGAUAGUGGUGUCAAAAGCCCAUCCGUUGUACAGGAUGAGAAACAGGCCGCUGCCAUGAUCUUGGCGCAAGAGAAACUUGGCAUUGAAUCGGGACUGCUGUUUGCAAAUCCUAUACCUGAAGAAUUUUCCAUCCCUCGAGAUGAGAUGAACGCGGUUAUUGAGCAGGCAGUCAGCGAAUCAACACAGCAGGGGGCUCUCGGCAGCGAAAAUACGCCCUUCAUCUUGAGGAAGAUUAGGGAGCUUACUGGCGAGAGAAGCGUGUUGGCAAAUAAAGUACUGGUACGAGCGAAUGUAGAGCGGGCUGCUAAGGUAGCCGUUGCGCUCUCACAGCUCACUGCAGGUGAAUCUGUACAGUCUCAUGAAUCGAUGAAGAAGCAAAGCGGAUUUAUUCCCUCUGUGAGCAAGAACCAUUCGUUUGACGAAAUACAAAGAGAACCCGAGACUACCUCCCAAGCAGAUAUAUUGGUCGCCGGCUCUGUGGCAAUAGACCUAAGCUGUGACUAUGUAGGUGAAGACUCGUUAGAGCACCCUGCUCCUCACUUACAUACGUCAAACCCGGCUCGUAUUGGUCAAUCUAUUGGCGGUGUCGGCCAUAAUGUAGCGCUUGCAGCCCAGAGAGCUUUACAGGCCCCUAGAGUGAGACUUUGUAGCAUGGUUGGUGAUGACUUGGCCGGAUCAACCGUGCUAUCGUCUCUGAGGGCAAGCGGUAUGGAUACGUCUUGCAUCAAGCAACUUAGUCGCGAGCAUUAUCCAGCUAGUCGGACAGCUCAGUACGUAGCUGUCAACGAUGCCAACAAGAACUUGGUCCUCGGUAUGGCAGACAUGGGGAUUUUUACAGCUCACUCGUUUUCGGAAUCCUGGAAUUCCACAGUAAAAGAAUCUAAGCCCAAGUGGCUCGUGGUGGACGGGAACUGGGCUGAGCAUGACAUUCGAGCUUGGAUACGAGCCGGCAAGCAGAACAAGGCUCAUGUGAUAUUUGAGCCUGUGUCAAAGGAGAAAUCUACGAGAUUGUUCUGCAAAGAAAAAGGUCUUGAGAGUUUGGGCGUCUUUCCCAACCCUGGCGUUGAUUUAAUUACGCCUAACCAAUACGAACUGGCAGCUAUGCACGCAGCUGCGCAGCGCAAUGAAUAUUUCGACGACCCGCGGUGGUGGGAGACUAUCGACGCCUUCAGCAUGAGAGGAGCUCGAGAUCGCUUUGUUAAAAUUACGUCUGCUGAUAUGACAGAUGCUGGUAUUCCACAGCAGGCUAUACAACUUCUCCCGUAUAUUCCUACCAUCAUAACGAAGCUUGGGAGUCACGGCGCCUUGUUGACAGCGGUACUGGAGAAGAACGAUCCUCGUCUGAUAGACCCGGCGUAUGAUAGGUUUAUUCUCUCAAGAAGUUUCAAUGACCAUCCAGAAGUUGGAGGUGUCUACAUGAGACUAUUCCCGGCUGUUGAACAGGUGGAAGACAUCGUGUCAGUGAAUGGGGUUGGUGACACUUUUCUCGGUGUACUAGUCGCAGGCUUAUCACAAGGAGGCAAGGUCGAGAAUCUCAUCAACGUCGCUCAAAAAGGUGCGAUCUUAACACUUCACAGCCAUCAGUCUGUAAUCAUAUUUAGAAGGGUGAAGCAUGGAAAGGAGAGGUAUAAAGAAUACCUCGUUGUAUAUAUCUACAGUCUAUUUUGGAUUUUUGCUACGACGGAAAUUCUAUCGCAUCCGCCUUCGACAAGCAAAUUGAGUUGGCAAACCACAAUGUCUCGAAACCGCCAAAUAGAUACAAUGGAUGACGAAGGACGUGCAUCAUCGUCUAGCGAAGAAGAAUCCGACUUCGAUAGCGACGAAGAAAUUGCGCUGCAAACCCGCCAAGCGCAAGUGAUUGACAAAGACUCUGACGAAGAGGAGCUCGAACGAUUUGUGCUUGGAGAUACGGCCAAUUUUCGUGAAAACUUAUUUCGGGACGAGUCAAGAGUUGACGAUGUAGGAAAUGUUUUUGGUGGGCUCAUUGAAAAAGAAGGGGGCGACCUCGAGACAGGUUUAGAGGAUGUAGACGAUGCAGACCUCUUCACAUUUGACGUAGGAGCUGCUGCCCCUAGCGGCGACAAAGCUGCUGUGGUACCAUUGGCCCCUAAAAGCCAGGAAAUAGCAGAGAAGAAUAGACCUGCUUGGGAAGAUAGCGACGACGAGAAGUUAACUAUAUCACUGGCGGACGUAUCCCAAUUGCGAAAACUACGGAUCAGCGAGGCAGAGGAUGUUAUCAGCGGUACUGAAUAUACUAGGAGACUAAGACAACAAUAUCUUCGACUGAAUCCCCUUCCCGGAUGGGCGCGAGAGGCCGAGGAACGCCCAGCGAAGCGUCGUCGGCGGUCAUCUGCGGCAGCAAGCGACUCAAGCAUAUCAGACGACGAAGCAAAUGAAGGGGAUGAUGAAGCGUCUGCGCUACCUCUGGAAAAGUUCCUCCGGGACGCCAGUACAUUGAAAGAUAAAAACACCCAGAAGGUGAAGAAGCUACGUCCAGAGGUCAUUGACAUCCAACGAUCUCGAGAUAUACCCGAUACACACAAGGACGAAGUCACGUCUCUUGCUUUCCACCCAGAAUACCCUGUUCUAUUGUCUUCUAGCACAUCUUCUGUAUUAUACCUACACCACAUCGCGCCAACUGCCCACCCAACUCCAAACCCCCUCUUGACGUCGGUACAAGUCAAACAAGUACCCGUUCGGAGAGCCGAAUUUCUGUAUCCCACUGGUGAUAAAAUCUUCUUCGCUGGACGGCGACGAUAUAUCCACUCGUGGGACUUGCCUACCGGUACGAUACAAAAGACCAACAAAGUUCAGGGCCAUCGGUUAGAGCAAAGAACGUGGGAGCGCUUUAAGCUUAGCCCCUGCGGGCAAUACUUGGCAUUGGUCGCUUCGACAAGGAAAGGCGGCGGUAUUAUCAAUAUAUUGAACGCUAAUACUAUGCAAUGGGUUGCUGCCGCCAGGCUUGACAGCAGAGGAGGCAUUGCGGAUUUCUCCUGGUGGAGUAAUGGUCAUGGUCUUACAAUUUUGGGCAGGGGAGGUCAGGUUGGUGAAUGGAGUAUGGCUACGAGGCGUUUCCUUGCGAUUUGGAACGACGAAGGUUCUAACGGAGGAACGGUGAUGGCAAUGGGGGGCCGGGACGGUCCUAUCAUUCUCGGCGGGGACCGGUGGAUAGCAAUUGGGUCUAACAGUGGCGUGACAAACAUCUAUGAUCGGCAGGCUUUGAUAUUACCUUCUUCAGACGAAGAGCUGGAAGUCCAGGAAAGACCCGAACCGACCCGAAGGUUCAUGCAGCUAACGACUCCGGUCACGGUUCUUACAUUCAGUCCCGACGGCCAACUGUUGGCAUUUGGCAGCAAGCACAAGAAGGAUGCGCUACGUCUGGCACAUUUGCCAAGCUGCACGGUCUACAGGAACUGGCCGACGGAACAGACGCCCCUUGGCAGGAUUUCGGACGUGGCAUUUGGUAGAAAGAGCGACUUAUUGGCUGUUGGCAACGAUGCUGGAAAAAUUAGAUUAUGGGAGAUCCGAAGCUAG
Molecule: messenger RNA, 4251 nt
Organism: Daldinia vernicosa
Lineage: Eukaryota; Fungi; Ascomycota; Sordariomycetes; Xylariales; Hypoxylaceae
Product: Indigoidine synthase A like protein-domain-containing protein
Exons: 7
Coding region: 1-4251 (1416 amino acids)
Molecular function (GO): protein binding; pseudouridylate synthase activity
Source: RefSeq, a predicted model, not a curated record